CUCCAGGAUCAGAUCUGCUCUGGACCCGCUGCACUGUUGCUCGCACCGCGGCGGACAGCGGACACACGCAUCCUGCUAUGGAUUAGAAGAAAACGUCUGCUGAAGUUUAUUUUUAUUGCUGUGCAGUUUUUAAGAUUUAAAAAUUCGCUGAUUUGGAAAAAAAAAAAAAGAAGAAGAAGAAGAAAAAGAGAGAAGCGGUGAGAAAUGGCAAGUCCUCCGGCGACGGGAGGACACCUGUUAUCUAAUGGGACGAACGGGGUGAAGAAGUGCGGCUACCUGAGGAAGCAGAAACACGGACACAGACGCUUCUUCGUGCUCCGGGAGCCCACGGAGCGCUGCGCCGCGCGCCUGGAGUACUAUGAGAGCGAGAAGAAAUGGAGGAACAAGUCGGCGGCCAAGCGGGUCAUAACUUUGGACUCGUGUCUGUGCGUAAACAAACGGGCCGACGCCAAACACAAGCACCUGAUCGCCCUCUACACCAAGGACGAGUACUUCGCGGUGGCUGCGGACAACGAGCAGGAGCAGGAGAGCUGGUACCGGGUCCUCACGGAUCUAAUAGCUGAGGGGAAAGUGUACGACAGCCCCGCGUCCACGUCCUCCUUAGUGGGCUUUGAAGAAUCCAGCUACGGACUGCUUUCUCCCGCUACAGCUGUCUAUAAGGAGGUAUGGCAGGUCAACUUGAAAUCCAAAGGCUUGGGUCAGAUCAAGAACCUCACUGGAGUGUACCGGCUGUGUUUGUCCAGCCGGACCAUCAGCUUCGUCAAACUGAACUCUGAAACAGCUGCUGUCAGUUUACAGCUCAUGAACAUCAGAAGAUGCGGCCACUCAGACAGCUUCUUCUUCAUCGAGGUGGGCCGGUCGGCGGUCACCGGGCCAGGGGAGUUCUGGAUGCAGGCAGAGGACUCGGUGGUGGCGCAGAACAUCCAUGAGACCAUCCUGGAGGCCAUGAAGGCCAUGAAGGAGCUCUCUGAGUUCAGGCCGAGGAGCAAAAGCCAGUCUGCCAGCACCAACCCCAUCUCUGUGCCCACACGACGCAACCUCAACAACCUCCCCCCCAGUCAGACGGGCCUGGUGAGGAGGUCCAGGACGGACAGCAUGGCGGCCACGUCUCCAGGGAGGAAGUUCACGUCCUGUCGGAUAAGAACGGCCAGCGAGGGGGACGGAAGCGUGACCCGGCCGGUGUCCAUGUCCAUAUCUGUGAACGGGAGUCCCACCAGCCCCAACUCUUCGAACCACCUCAGCAGGUCCAACACCCUCAGCAGCGGACGCACCUGCAGGAUGCUGGAGUCCACCUCCAACCUGCAUCACAGCCGCUCUAUGCCAGUUUCUAACUCCCCUCCUGCUGCCUCCAGCCCCAUCAGCAUGUCUCCCAGAGGGGGGGCCAGUAUCUCCACUCCUGACAAAGCCAGGCGGCCCUUCAGCUGCAGCGCCUCCAUCUCCGGCUCCCUCAGCGACACCGGCUUCAUGCUCUGUGAUGAUUACAGCUCCAGCCCGGGGGAGCCCAGGUUCCUCCCGCUGACCCGCAGCGACACCCCGGACUCCCUGUCCAGCACGCCUCCGUCCCGGGACACCAGCGACCCCUGUGGCUACAUGAUAAUGGAAGGAGCAAAUGGCAGCAGGUCUGGAUAUGAGGGUCUGGCUUACAGGAAGCGAACGCACUCCCUGACCACGCCACGGCAGCAGAAGGUGGUGACGCCCCUCUCCUCGGCCUCUCUGGAUGAGUACACAUUAAUGAGGAUGGCCCACGGACACAACUCCCACUCCGCCUCCCCGAAAGUGUGCUACCCCGAGGAUUAUGGAGACAUAGAAAUAGGCUCAUCCAGAAGCUCCAGCAGUAACCUUGGCGACGAUGGCUACAUGCCCAUGACGCCAGGUGUAGCACCUCCGUCUGGCAAAGCAGACAACUACGUGCCCAUGAGCCCCAUGUGUGUCUCAGCACCGAAGCAGAUUGUGAACCCCAGGGUGCAUCCGCAGGCAGCAGCCAGUGGCGGCUACAAGACCAACUCCCCCUGCAGCAGCUCUCUGGAGGACAACGGCUACAUGAGGAUGUGGUGCGGCUCCAAAUCCUCCAUCGAGAGCCCGGACAGACACGGUGAAUACAUGAACAUGUCACCUGGAAACCCACCCCCACUCCAGACGCCCCCUGAUUACUACCUGGGCCUGCUGGCAGCUGAGCCUGCAUCAGUCAGGCCGGCCUACCAGACCGGCUCCCUCACGCUACCUGCUAAGCUUCAAGCCUCCAAGAAUGAAGAUAACAGCCAGUAUGUGCUAAUGAGCCCGCAGAGUCUGAGGCAGAGGGCAGUGGAGUCAGACUACUAUUCAGUGAUGCAGCCCAGUGCAGCUCAGACGUCACCGCUGAGCCCCUCGGUACCCUCCCCGGUCCGACACAGCCGGGCAGAGAGCCUGCCCUACAGGGGGAGGCUGGGCCGGCCCAACAGGCUAUCUCUGGACACCCUGAGAACCCUGCCCAGCAUGAACGAACACCCCCUCCCCGGAGAGCCCAGGAGUCCCGGGGAGUACAUCAACAUCGACUUCAGCGGCACCAGAUUCUCGCCUCCCUCCCUCGUCUCCACAGAGAGCCAGUCUUCAUCACUGGGCUCCAGCGGCGGGGGCCCGGGGAGGUCAUCUCUGACAGACUACAUAAACCUGGAGCUGGGCUCACGCUCACCCAAGGAGGCUGACACUCCCGCUGAGCGCUUGGACACACUCCCAGAGUUAUCCAUGUGCCCCUGCUCAGAGGAUGGAGUGUACCAUGUCGAUAGUGAGAAAGGCUCUCAGGGCCUCGGCGAUGAGGUGAAAAACGACUACACUGAGAUGACGUUCGGGAUGACCAGCUCGCCGCCACAGCUGGUUCCUCAGAACACAGUGAGCAGCCAGAGCAGCAGGGAGCGGAGGCUGUCUCUGGAGGAUCAGGGUGUCCCAGAACACAUUGGGGUUUUCCUGCUUGGCGCCGCUUCCUCCUCCACAGUGGACCCUGACUGCUCUGCCAAGGUCAUCCGGGCCAAUCCGCAGGGACGUCGGCGCCACAGCUCCGAAACCUUCUCCUCCACCGCCACCGUGACGCCGGUCUUCCCCUCCUUUGCCCGCGGCGACGCGGUGAAGAGGCACAGCUCGGUGGAGAACAUCUCCUCCCGGAGCAGCGAGGGCUCCGACGAGGAGUACGGCAGCCCGGUGAACCGGCAGAACUCGGCCGGCUACCCGAACGGACUGAACUACAUUGCCUUGAACCUGCUGGACAACAGGGAUGUGGAGAAAUGUGAGGACCUGGUUGGCUUCAAACCCACCAGCAGCUGCAAAGGGGGUAUCAAUGGAUUACACAGCUCACCAUAUGUCUGUUUGGGAUUCAAGGAGGCUGCAACCACUGCCAAAGACUGAAGGACUCGUCUGUCCUCGGAUCCUCUUGGCAUCUUGACUGACCUGCUGCUGAAAAAACAAAACAAACAGAAUCUACUUUGCCCUUCCACUGGGCUGUUUGGCCCGAAAGACUGUCUGGACCCUCACAAACACACACGUUGAACAAGCAGGUCACCAUCUAUGCAUGUCAUGAAUUUGCUGAAGGCAGGACAGGUGUGUGUGUCUGUGUGUGUGUGAAUGACUGGUUGUGUGUGUGUGUGUGUGUGUGUGUGUCUGGGUGUGUGUGUGUGUGUGUCGGUGCGUCUCAUGUUCCCUGCACUUUUAGAGGCCAUUUCUCCUGUGACCCAAAUUUUGGCACAAGCACAGAAGCAAAGAUAGUCAGACAAUAACAGAACUCUAAUGGUACCAGAUCCUAUUUAUUUACUUGAGGGUAGUUUUACCUGCGUGUGUGCGAGUGUGUGUUUCUGAACGUACGACCAACUGGUGUGCCAGUGAACAAGGAAGCCUGCUACGGAGAUGGCCCAGAGGGAGGAAACCAAGGUACACUGAGUAUAUAACUAUAUUUAGAUUAGAUAUUUUAUUUAUUUUUGGAUGAUGAAUGUCUGAUAAGACCUACCCGAUGCCUUAAUGUCUAUACUGUCCUUAUGUUUUCUAUGAAAUAAGCGAUAAAUAUUCUAUUAUGGUAUGUCUGUUUGGACCUACAUCUCUAUAUUGUUAUUAUUCUCUUGUGGAAAGUUAAAUGCCUAGUUUACCAUUCUAAUAUAUGAUUUCAGACAUGUACAGUACAGUGGGGCUGCUCCAGAUCUGAUUUAUUGUAUUGAUAUUAAAGUAUUUUCUUAAUUACUAAUUUCUUAUUCCUUCUAACCUAGUUUAUUUUUUUGUCCAAUCAAAAGCGCUGGACUUAAAGAAAUAUAUUUCUAAUUGUCUCUAGGAGUUCUGCAUGUCUUUAUAACUCAGCUCAGACCCCCCACAGCACCAGGCAUCUGAAUGCACUGUACCUCCCACAGUUCCUCAGUCACUUGAGCCUGCAAACCUCACACACUCCUACCUUCAAACCUACGGCCUGCUGUUUUAGCUGGACGCACGCCGCCCUGCUGUGAUAUCAUUUGACUGUACAACUGUCUAGAUGGGUGAUAGCGGAGGGGUGGAGCCAACGGAAAAACUGUGGAGGUUAAAGGGGCACAGUUGAGACGGUUUCAGUCCAGCGAGUGAGACCUGAAGUAAAUCGGGGGAGGAAGGGGCGCCGAGUGGUGGGAGAGCCACAUCUGGCACCAUCAUGGAGGUUCACCGGAGAAUCAUCUGUCUGGAAAAUGUAAUAACCUGGCAGACAGAAUAAAAAAAUAAGAGCUGGCUGAGGAGGAUUAUGUAAUGUUCUAAACUAAAGCAAGACUAUGUAACUGUAACACUGCAUAAGAUUAAACUGUGUACAGGAUAGAUGCUAAAUGUAUGUAGCAUUUAGCAGAAGGGGACAAUCAAGUUAGCAAACAGUUAACUUGUAUAAUACAACUGUUUCCAAUGUUUGCUUACAAUAUUCACUGUUAGCUAGCAUUGCUCAAUGUUAGCGUCUGGCUUGUGUUAGCUAACAUUAUCCAAAUUUAGUUACAGGCUAGUAUUAGCCAGUAUUAUUCAACGUUAGCAAGUGGCUGACAUUAGCUAUCAUCAGCUAACAUUACUCCACAUUAGCUUCUGGCUAGCAUGAUUCAAUGUUAGCUUCUGGUGUGUAUUAGCUAACAAUAUCCAAAUUUAGUUACUGGCUAAUAUUAGCUAGCAUUAUUCAACGUUAACGAGUGGCUGACAUUAGCUAUCAUUAGCUAACAUUACUCCACAUUAGCUUCUAAAUGAUUCAAUGUUAGCUUCUCGUGUGUAUUAGCUAACACUAAUAUUAGCGAGUAUUGUUCAACAGUAGUUAGUGGUUGAUAUUAGCUACUGUUAUUCAGCAUUAGCUUCUGGCUAGUGGUCAUACCAGAGUAAUUAUGGUAGCAGCAAAACCCUUGACUGUAAUGAAUUGAGCAACAACGUUUUAUCCGCAUGAACUAGUAACAGGAAACUCAUUCUUUUAAAAAGUUUGACAGCUUCUUAUUAAAAUUUACUUUUCAGGAUGCUAAUGUUCAUGUAAUGCUAGAAUAAGUUCACAAUAGUUGGAAAAAGUAAGCAAACUGACUCAGCAAUAUCAGUCUGCUAACGUUAGCUGACAUUAGCUACCAGUGACAAAAAAAAAUCUACAGGAAAAACUUUUUAUUUGUUCAGGGAAGAAUGUCAUAUUUCUUCUUUAGAUGUUACAUGGUCUUGUUUUUAAAUUUUGAUCGAUGGGGAAAACGGCAAACAGUAACCAAAAAAAAUUAAAAUCCUGCCGCUUCCCAAGAGCCUCCAAAAUGGCCACCAGGGUAUCCAUUAUUAACAUGAUUUAUAAAAGCGCCCUCUGCAUCCCGACUGUGGUCUUUCUGUCGUCCGCUGUGCCGACUCCAACUGGCUCACGACCCCUUUAGUGUACAGUAGAUUGUAAACCUUUGUCUGAAUGUAUCACUGAGCUGGUGGGAACACCGCAGAAAUAAUGUGCAAAUGGUUCUGACAAGAGUUGAAUAAUAACGGAGCUGUACCACGCCGAGUCGUGGAAUCUAUUUAUCUUCAGAGUCUUGAAUGUGUAUAUUAUGUACAUAGAAAGAGUUUAACUAAAAAAAGAUCUAUUGAACAUACAUAGAGGACUUAGAUUUUACCUUUGUUGCAAUGAUAUUCCUGUGUAAAGACUUUGGCUACCGAUUUUUAAAAGGGGGACGGGGUUUUUGCUUUGGGGUUGUACAGUGUAUUGUAUGCUUUUCUCCCUCACAGUCUCUGUGACUAUAUGAAAAAAAUAUUCUUUGUCUAUUUUAUUAUAGAGAUCUCUUUGCCUUGUCGACACACUUUACCUAAUGGCAUAUGCAAUAGUGACAUGAAUAAACUCUAGUUUACAACUGUGGAACCAAAUGUAACAUUGCAUUGAUUUAUUUUCUCUUUGUGUGACGAGCGGGAGCAGCUUUGCUCCGUGUACAUUUCUCUUUCUGCCAAGUGUUUUGUUUUUCAUCGCUGGGAUCUUUGUUCUGUCGAAAAGCGCUUUUUCCCAUCUCUGUGUCCACGGACGGAUUCUUCUUUGGUCUUGGAUUGACUCAGUUUGAAUGUGUUGUUGUCUUCCAUUGUACAUAGUUCAAUAUACUGUUUAUUGUGAUGCUCACAAGAGAGGAUUAUAAUGAUUUUUAAAUUCUGGUAGUUGAGUAUUGCUUUUGUCUGUAUUAAUUAUGGAUAGAAACCUACAGAAAUAAAUGAAUUUAUUUAAAGAGAUA
Messenger RNA from Stegastes partitus (bicolor damselfish), 6668 nucleotides. Its product is annotated as insulin receptor substrate 2-like. Bases 205 to 3375 code for a protein of 1056 amino acids. The record is from RefSeq and is a predicted model, not a curated record. Lineage: Eukaryota; Metazoa; Chordata; Actinopteri; Pomacentridae. Gene Ontology annotation, molecular function: insulin receptor binding; phosphatidylinositol 3-kinase binding. Gene Ontology annotation, biological process: insulin receptor signaling pathway. The transcript has 3 exons. Gene Ontology annotation, cellular component: plasma membrane; cytosol.